GGCCGGCCUGGCCCGGAAUGACCCGAAUGACCCGCCCAUCAUCCUUUUUUGAACUGAACACUUCCAUGCGGCUCGGACCGUUAUGUCUUCAAAAUUAAUAAAACAAAAAUAUAAUAAUAUUGAAUUCUAGUAAAAUACAGAAGUCCUCUGCAGCCGGCCAGCUCCCCCCAUUUACCUCGCUCUCUUUCUCUCUCUCUCCUCCACUCUCCCUAAAAGCCUUCUCUUUUCUCCCCAUGCGCACCAGCUCCAGGACGAACUCCGCUCUCCCUCUGCGCAGACAAAUCGAAGCUCCAUGGCUUCGACUAACGAAACCAUAUGGAGCCGCGCAUGGAGAGUGGCCAAAACCCUCUUCUUCAUCACCAACAUGCUUGCUUCUCUCCUCCUCGUCUGCGCUCCACCCCUCCUCGUCGUCCUCCUCGACCUCCUACUCCCUUCCACUCUCCUCGCCGCUGUCAACGGCCCGGCUUUCUCCGCUCCAUCAUUCGCAUCUCAAAUCAGAACAUUUCGCUUCCGGGGUUCCCUCGUCGACCUGCCCCUUGUUUCCUUAGCUAGAUCCCUCCUCAUUCUCUGUUCUUACUUGUGCUGCAACGGCUGGGAGCCUUACUUGGCAGUGACCGGCGUGUGCGCUGGGGCAUCGGCGGGGUACGUGCUGGUGAAAGCGGUCGCCAUGUUUUGGCCCGAUCCUUCGUUUAGGUUUAAGGAGGGCUCUAUUGUGGAGGCUCUAUUUUUGACUUCUCUGGUUUUGGCUAUGGCUCAUGUUGUGGUCGCCUACAGGACUAGCUGCAGGGAAAGACGCAAGCUUGUUGUGUAUAAAAUUGAUGUUGAAGCGGUAUCGCUUUAUAAUAACGACUUUCACAGCUACCAUAAGAUCACACUGAGCAAGUAGAAGCUUGAUGCCAUUGUGGAGAAGCCAACGGCUACUAAAGGCAGCCCCAUUUAUUCUCCGAGACUUCAGGUAGGAUUAACAAAGUUCCAUCUGUUCUCUUUACUUGUGAUGAUUGAGCUCUGAAUCAAGAUUUUGGCCGCCUAAUUGUACAGCACAACCGAGCAAAUUUCAUUAUAUUUAUAGUGUAUGUUUGUUAAGCAUCCCUCAACCUUUAAUUAGCUACAGAACCUCCAACACUUUCGAGACAAAUUUUUUUAUGGGCUGUUUGGGUGAACCUUCUGAAAAUAAAUAUAUUUCUAGGAGUAAUUUGAAUGCUUUUAUUGUAAAAUUUGUAAGA
Molecule: messenger RNA, 1223 nt
Organism: Phalaenopsis equestris
Lineage: Eukaryota; Viridiplantae; Streptophyta; Magnoliopsida; Asparagales; Orchidaceae
Exons: 3
Coding region: 293-886 (197 amino acids)
Source: RefSeq, a predicted model, not a curated record